Penicillium daleae is the source of this 744-nucleotide messenger RNA. RefSeq lists its product as uncharacterized. NCBI's taxonomy places the organism in Eukaryota, Fungi, Ascomycota, Eurotiomycetes, Eurotiales, Aspergillaceae. Bases 1 to 744 code for a protein of 247 amino acids. The transcript has a single exon. The record is from RefSeq and is a predicted model, not a curated record.
AUGGAAACAUUAUAUCCCCAACAGAGCCCCAAUUCCAAGGAUCUAACGAGGGACAACCCGACUCGCGACCUCCUCAAAGUGGUAGAGAGCAAGGAGAAUAUACUCUCAUAUGACGGGAAGGUGUUUCUGGAGCGAGAUCCGACUUGGGGAUUUUACGUUUUCCUCACGAGCUACUCGGAAGAAGUCUCUGCGAAUAUACCCCAAGCAAUGGAGACGUUGAUCGGUGUCCUGCAGCGCAAGCUACCAUAUUGGACGUGUCCCCCCUACGCCGAGGAGGCUUUUCGUCGAUUUAAGCUUGAUCUGGUCGAGGACCAGGCUGCUCUCGAGGGAGCAACGCAUGAUCGAAUCCGUGCGGAGUUCCAGGCGCUCUGUCGUGCCAAAAUUCGAGAUGUCACGUCCUCUAAGGAAUUUGAGGGUAAGGAGACGUUUGAUUUGUGGUCUCGCGCACGGUAUAUGGCCUGUUUAGUUCUCGACGAAGCUGCAGUAUCGACGCUGGCAAAUGUUCCGCAUUUUGAGGACCAGAAAGACCAUGAUCGCUUCUUGAUAAACAUGGUGAUUUUGAAAGUUGUUGAUAGGUUUUGGCAGCGCCCACCUCCGGUUGUUCUUUCGACUGAAGACUAUCGGGGAGUAGCGGAUUGCUCCAUUGGGCGGCUCCCGUUGCUCUAUCAUGAGAUCACAUCAUACUCAGGCUGGCAUGCCGUAGAGCAGUUUUGGGACUAUCAACGUCUAGGACUAUGGGAUUGA